Messenger RNA from Varanus komodoensis (Komodo dragon), 15867 nucleotides. RefSeq names its product fibrous sheath interacting protein 2 (gene FSIP2). NCBI's taxonomy places the organism in Eukaryota, Metazoa, Chordata, Lepidosauria, Squamata, Varanidae. The transcript is spliced from 22 exons. The record is from RefSeq and is a predicted model, not a curated record. The coding region runs from base 1 to 15867 and encodes 5288 amino acids.
AUGGCGUACCCCAACCGAGGGCUGCUGAAGGCAGCCAUGGGGCACUACUUGACGGAGAGUGCCCGCACCGCGCUGGAGGCUUUGGAGCCAGACGAGGACGUGAUCGAAAUGGGCCCCAGGAAACAGAUGCCGACCGUGGGACCUAACCAGCUGCUGGAGAUGCCACUCUUUGCCAAGCUCCCUUUCCUACCCGGCUCCAACACAAUGUUCUACACAACAAAUUUGGGCGAAAAGCUGUACCAGCCGACGGCCACUUUUGACCUGAAUGACCCUUACUGCAAAGUCAUGGCCCCCAGGUACAACAGCCUCCACGACCCUCACCUGCGUGCCUACCACAAGCGCAAAGACAACCUGCGGAGGCUGAAACGGGCCGGCCACAUCACAGACAGAAACAAGGUUGUGUGCACGCUGAAGGAGUUCAAUGAAUAUAGGCACUACCUGACUUCACUCAAGCUGGACUUUGAAAAACACUACAUCCGAGAGCAAAAAAUGUUGGAAAAGCAAGUCACCAAGCUCCAAGACACGGCACACAUUCCAGAGGGUGCCGACACUUCCAGAUAUCGGGAGUGGCUCCUGAAGGAGGAGAGGCCGACAAAGCAGGAGCAGGAGCAUGUGAUGAGGAGCAGGUAUUUAGAGCUGAUCAACCAGGAACUGGCCAAGCUGGAACAGCUCGCCGAAGAGAACCGGCGCCUCGCUCUGGCUCAGGACGACAAGAAGCAGCAGGGCGUGGAGAAGAAGAAGCAGCUGCUCCUGCGGAGGAAAAUGGAGGAGGAAUGGAGGAAAAAGGAAAUGAUGCUCCUGGUGAAGAUUGGGAAUGAGGUGAAACGGGAAGGCAGAAUUGAAGAACAGCGGCAGAAGAGCGAGGAGGAGAAGCUGAGGAGGAAACAAGCCGUACUGGAAAGGAAGAUGGCGUACCACCUGAAGAAGCUGGAGGAGAAGUUCUGCAGGGAAGGCCUCCCAGCCACUGACAAGCUCUUUCCCACAACGGUCCCUGACCAGGGGCCGCCGGCCGAGAAGCCAGGAGCCACGGGAAAGGGAAGUGCGGAAACCCCAAGGGAGUCCACAGAGCUGGCGGGCAAGAAGUCCACGGGCCUCUUCAACAACAAAGGAGAAGGGCCCCAAAAAGGUCCUCCUGCCUCAGACCUCUUCGCUCCUGCAGCAAGCUGCUCCAGCAGGCUGCGGGAGCAGGACGAGCUGCUCCGGACCCGCCGGGUAUGGGAGCAAGACGAGCUGCUCUGGACCCGCCGGGUGCGGGAGCAAGACGAGCUGCUCCGGACCCGCCGGGUGUGGGAGCAAGACGAGCUGCUGCGGAUCUGCUGGGUGUGGGAGCAAGACGAGCUGCUGCGGAUCUGCUGGGUGCGGGAGCAAGACGAGCUGCUGUGGAUCCGCCGGGUGCGGGAGCAAGACGAGCUGCUGCGGACCUGCUGGGUGUGGGAGCAAGACGAGCUGCUGCGGCUCCACCGGGUGCGGGAGCAAGACGAGCUGCUGCGGCUCCGCCGGGUGCUGCAGCACCAACGGCAAAUCUGGCUGCUGCAUGUCUGGUGGAUGUGGCAGCAUGAGCAGCAAAGCCCCUGGCGGCUACGAUUCGAGCGGCAGCAGCAGGCAUGGGACCAGGAGCCGCACGAGCAAGCUGCCCUUCUUGUCCUCAGCUGGUUCCCUCUGGCCCAGGAGAGGGGCUGCUGGGACAUUAGCACUUUGUUUCUGCUGGCCAAAGGCAUCCUGUGCCACAUCCCGUUCUGCCAGAGUGAGCUAGGCAACCCGUCCUCGAAAGAAAGGUGCUCAAGCAAGAAGAAGCGCGUUGAGAAGAACAAAGCAGAGCACGUGGCCUCCACGUCGCAGGACAAUGAGGACUCGGAGCCCUCGUCUUACCUGCGGCAUCUGUCUACUUUAGACCAGCCAGCACUUCAGGACAGCCUGAGAGGAAAAGUCUCUGCUCUGGAACUGAACGGCAUAAUUCAGAACAUCAUGACCUGGGUGGUGUCGGCCGUCACCAGCAUCCUCUACCCGGCCCUCACAAAGUUCGAAGAGCGGGUCAGGACACGAGUUUACACCAUCUCGGAGGAGUCGGUGCUGUCCUCCGAGAGCAGCAGCAGCAGCUGCAGUAGCUGCAACGAAGGCAUCUCUGAAGCCUACAGGAACCUUCCAUCCUCUGCCAGGAAGGUCAGCUUUACUGACACCAGCAUCAAGCCCACGGCCCAGCAUCAAACCAGUGGGAAGCCCACAUCCUUGCUCUCCUCGAAGUCCUCCUGCACCUCCUUCUCCAAGAGUGCCCCCAUGUCUGCAGCCAGUGACAUCUUCAAAGGGAAGUUCAAGAGAGGGAAAACGGCGAUCUUCUUCUCCCCGUCCAAGCACAGCGGUCUUCUGUCCACCACAGCAAGCAUGAGGAGCUCCAAGUCAGACAGCUACAUCUUCCAGAUGCGGAGGGCGGCUUCCGACACCCUCGAGAAAGCUGUCGCUUCAUGCCACAGCAAGCGCAAAUCCAUACUGCCAAGGGUGCCUCUUUCCAAAGCAGAUUCUACCAAUACAGCCACCACCGACACAGAAAGGAUUCCCUUUGCUGCAGGGGAGCAUGGAUCCCCACAAGUCUCAGCAGAUCAAAGAGAGGACACUGACUCGAGAGACCUGAAGAGUGUUUUUUCUGACCUGAAGGAUCCCCUCGUCAAAAUAACAUCCAUUUUCCUCGAUGAUAUUUUCAAGAAGGUCUUGGGUGACUUGGGUUUCGUGGUGUCUUCCAUCUCCAUUUCUGCAGAAGUCCUUCUCGAAUCCAUCUCAGAAAGCCUUCUGGGAAGCCACCCUGCGGGCUCGCCUGGUGCUGGUUCAGUCUCGAGGAUUGCCAGCUUCGUCGCCAAUGACCUUGUUGAAAGUGUGCUCAACAAGCUGCACUCCACAGCCCAGAAAAAAUACAUGGAAACCAUCUCCAGAGACAGCUUCGCCACCGAAUGCAAAGCACUCUGCAUGGUGGCUGCUGGAAAGCACGCCUUUCCCGACCCGUCCUUCUGGAGGGCAUGGAUGCCUCUGUCCCUUGAGUCCAUUCAUGGCAUUGCUGAGGAGAUCAUUCAGCUCAUUGUUGAUAAACUGCAAGUAUUUUCGAGUCUGAGCCAAACAAAAGUGUCCCAGUUUGAGUUGUGUGCCAAAAUAAAGGCCCUCGGCGUUCCUCUCGAGCAGCUGUAUGCAGCAAUCCCGCUGCACACGGUGGAAUCCGAAGCAGCCCAUGCGAUUGUCAGGGACACCAUGCGCAAAGUCAUCUCCAAAACCGUGGCAUCUUCGGAAACAAACCUCCUCCAGUAUGUGGAGGAAAUGAUCAGCAGCAUCCUUGGCUACAUCCAGAGGCAAAUGAGCCCCGAAGGAGCCAUUCCCACAAGGGAGAGCUCCGUUCUCAUCCAGCUCAUCAAUGACGUGUUCAAUGACUUGAGUCUGGAAAAACUCUGCGGUGUUUCCGCAGCAGCAAAAACCACAGCCAGCCCCAAGAAGGAAGGGGAGCUCGUGCAUCAGGACAUCCUUGCUGUUCCUGAAGUAAAAGCGACAACAGUGACAACACUCUUCACAGCCGACCGAUUGGUGAGGAAGUCACUUCCUCCUGUUAACAUUCCUGGAAUGGUAAUUUAUUCAGAGGCAGAAACGGAGGAGAAAGACAGGAAGGAAGCUGAUGGAACCUCAUCAUUGGUCAACCGGGAGCAGAAAGUGUUGGUUGUGGGAGAGGGUCAAGAUACGGUUAGACAUGAAAGUUUUGGCCUUGAAUCACAGCAAAGGAGCCAGCCUCACCCCAAAUCAUCCCUCCAAGGUGCCCAGGGAUUUCAGGACCAAGACAGGAAGAAGGGACCAAAGGGUUUGGAAAAGACAGAAAGGUAUUUGGAAAAACUUGUCCCAGAUGCCAUCUUUUCUUCCCUUGAAGCUCAGCAGACCACAACUGUAGAGUGGACUUUAGAGCAGGCCUUGGAGAAAAUGGAAAAAGACUUCAAGGAGCAAGAACAAUCACCUAUUGUCCAACUUGUGCGGGAUUUCUUGAACGAAAUGUUCCGGCAUGUCUGGGCUGAGCAACCAAUUUGGCCUCCCAGGGCUCCUCCAUCUCUUGCCCACAUGAGCACAAACAGACAGCAGGCAGAGGAGGGGCCUGUGGCCAAAGGACAGCCAGAGUCCAGCCGUCUGGGUCCCGUCUCUGACGCAGACGUCCACGCGCUUGCAGGGGACUUGGUGAGAACAGCCUUCCAAAAGAUCUCCCGUGCCACACAAACAGACCCACAAGACAUCUCCAGGAGACCAAGCCUGGUUAUCACUGAUAUUCUUCCUCUGAAUAUGCCCACAGACGCUGCAAAAGGGCUACCAGCUGUGCAUUUCAGAGAUCCAGAAAUGCCCUUUCCAUCGGGACACCUGCAGGAGACAACUCGGCCCCUCACAAACGUCACAGACGAUCCAGCCAAGACCACCCAGCAUGAACAUAGCCUUUCGUUUGCUAAAUCGGAACUGACUAACGACCUCAGGCAAACCUUUAUAGCAAAGCUGGAAACUUUUGUCACUUCCAAAAUUGAAUCUCAGCUGUGUUUGGAUGUGAAAAACCUAAAAACAUCCAUCAGUUCUGACUUUUCCUCUGCCAUUCAGCAGGAAUUCAAGCGAAUACUAGCAAACCAGUGUGGUGCGGAAAGUAUUUUUAAUUCCUACAGUAAUUCCAUUUUAGCAGAAAAGCAAAAAGUGGAACCCGCACUGUCAUUGUCUCAACUGAACUUAAGGUCACAUGCGCAGGAAGUGGCCAAGAUGAUGCUGAAAAGUCUAAAACAUGGAUUGGAUAAAGGAACUGAGACUCCUGUUAUAUUCUCCGAAAGCAUCGCUGCUAGCCAGAUCAUCAGCAUGGUUUUAGCUGUUCUUGUUCCCCAUGAAAACCUCACCGAAUCCCAGCAUCCCUCAUCACGGAAACAGAGUGUGCUAGAAAAACUUUUUAGGAAAAACCCAGCCUACAAAAAAGAUCUUCAGUUCCAAAUACAGAACACAGUUGAACUGUUUCUCAAUGAAAUCUACCAGACCAUCAUGCUGGAAAUGGGGAGCUCCCUGACCGAGAAGCUGUGUGCACCGGGAGGGAAGGCAGCAGCAGAGGACACCUUCAAGAAAGUGCCUUCCAGAGCAGCUGUGGCGAAGUCGGACGCGUCACUGGUUUCCUCUGAGUUGGUGGAUAUCAUAUUGGAAGACUUGCGUUCUGGACUCGCGGCUGGCCUGAACAUGAAGGGGACUCUCUCGGCCCGGUUCCACUCUCUUCUCUGGGAUCUUGUUCAGGGGACAGUCGAGCCGUUUGCCCAGCUCAUCAGCCGAGGGGCCAAAGCCAAGUGUGGGAGCCAUUCCUUGGACACCCCGAGCCAGCCGAAGGUGGAGCAAAGCAGGAAAAUGGCCAGAUGUUCUAUGAAGCUGCUUCCAGACUUGAAGGACUUUUCCUCUGAAGGGAUCACCAAGUACUUAGUUGACAACAUUCUCCUCCGGCUCAACAUGUUUGCAGAAGAGAAACUGGAAAGUGAGUUGGCCCUUGCUCCACAGCAGGAGAAAGAGCAUCAGUCUGAAGGCAGAUAUGCAGCGUCCACCCAAGGAGCAGGUCAGGGUCACUGCAGGACGCAUGGGCCACAGGCUCCAGCAACCAAAGCAGGCAGCUACCGUGACAAAGCGAGGCUAGCUGUCCAGGCCUCCCAGUCCAAUUUGAAGCUCUGUGCCGAGAAGCUGACAUGUACCAUCCUGACAGUCAUUCAGAAGGACCUGGAACGGGAAAUGCUUUCUUGCCAGGGCAUCAUCCCUUACGAAGAGAAUGCUUCCGCCAACGAAAUCAUGAAUGAUCUCCUCCAGAUCUUAUCUGUCCAGAUAGCCUUAACAGAAAAUGAGGUUCAGAAGAGGGUUCUGAAAAGGAUCUUUCAGAGGCAACCAGCAGGCCAGAGUGGAGGCUUCCCCUUGCUAGCAAGAGUGGAAGAUGUUCUCAGCCAGGUUACCCAGAGGAUCCUGGGUGAUCUCGGACAUUUGCCCUCUUUUAACAAUGAGACACAGUUUCUCAGCUCCGAAUCCAAGUCCUCCUCCUAUAAUGGGAUGACUGAGACCAUCUCACAGGCAAACACAGCUGGUGUUGCUGGUGACAUUGUGGAGGGUGUGCUGAGCAAGAUGUACUCGGUUGUGGUGGGGACACUCUUUAGCUCCAGUGGAUCACAGUCAGCACUGGACAGUCUGAGCAGCAACAGACUGUCCAAUGAGGCACCCUGUCUCACCGGCAAAUCGGACCUCCAGAAGAUGACUUUGGCGCUGUCUCAGCUCCAGCCCCCACCACGGUCCUUGGGGGAGGAACUAGUCCAAAGUGUUUUGAAUAAAAUUGCCUGUUUUGCUGCAUCCAAUCUGGAGGAAGUCCUUCCGUCAUCCAUGGGACAGAAGCGGAAGUCGCACGCAUUGCUUCAGCAUGAGAUCCAGGGAAUGGGAGGCAUGCUCUGGAGGCCAAGGCUCUUCUCAGAUGGCUCAGAAGGCUCACUCAUGAGGGUCAGUUUGUCUAAGUCAGACUUGACAGUCUAUGCCAAAGAUGUGGUGAGCAACGUUUUGGGAACCAUCAUCGAUGGCUUCAAGAUGGAAGACUAUCACAGAACCAUCUUGCGGGUCAACACCUUAUCCUCAGAGCAGAUCUCCAUUGCGAGUGACCUGGUCCAUUCUGUGGUACAUGACCUGCACACCAAUGACAUACAGAUUUCUCACUUGCACAAGCACACCUCCGUGAAACACGGCAAGGUGGAUGGCCUUCCUUCAGCCCAGAUGUGCUUCCAGUUUGAAUUAUCAACCAAAGAGGCCCGGGGAAAAUCCAAAGGCCUUUUCUAUGAAGACUUCUCAUCCUACCUCAAGCAAGUGCUUCCAAAGAAUGGGAUUUUAAGGGAAAUAUAUGAACAACAGCCAUUGUCUGAUGCGACCAUCAACGAAAGCUUGGAGAUGCUGCAGGUGGCAGAGAGCAUCAUCAGUGAGGUUCUCAUGAGAACCCGAGACCUGGAGGCGUCUGUCUGCACUCUAAGGAAAAUACCAGGAGAAGUGAGUGAGAGGUUGUUCUGUUAUGGCUUCCAAAGGGCUGGAGCACCUGCACUUGUCCACAGUGACUCUCGGGCAGAGAUCGACUCUAUUGCAAGAGACAUUGUGGCAAGUGUGUUUGAAAGUGUGCAGAAAUGUUUAGCAUGCAGUGUUCCUGCCACACACGAAAAGGACAGUUUUCUGGGAAGGAAAAGCCAGGCUGUACCAAAGGGAUCUGGGAAAAUGCUCAAGCACCGUUUUACCCAGCCGGAAUUUCCCUUUUACAAUGUUUCUCUGAAAAGUGCCAUGGACACAAUUGACAAAAUAGCCAAAGAAACUGUUGAAUGUGUGUUCCUCAUGCUGGAGACCUUUGUUGCCCGGCAUUUCAGACAAGACUUCAAGUGCAAUUUCUUGGAAAUUGUGAAAUUCCCAUUAGAAGGCCUUUCUUUUGCCCAGCCGACAAGAUCUUUGGAUUCCCUCUUGACCCAGGUAGGAAGUGUGGCCGAAGCCACCGUGGAAUCAUUCCGAAGUCAGUUACAAGGAGCUGCAGGGAAAGAAGCACUGCCAACUUUGGGAUCAAGCCACAACUUUCUGGACUUUUCCAAGUUAGGCAGUGCCAUAACGAGGGAGUGCAUCGAAACGGCGAUUCAGCAGGUACAGGUGCUCCACUCGGAGCUGAACGUGUACGCCAACAACGCUGUCAGCGGCAUCCUCGAAAUCAUCAAGCGCACCCUGGACAGGGAGCUGGCGCAAAAGGAGGCCACCCUGUUCAGCAGCUCUUCCGAAAGCCUGGUCCUCAGCGAGACCAUCAGCGUCAUGCUGGAUCGCUGCAACGAGAGCCUCACCGAGAUCACGUCGGAACUGAUGCUGGAGAGCCUCCAGCGGGAAGUGUCACGGCAAGGCUUGGCUCGGGAGCUGGCUGCAUCGCCGGGGGUGAGAACAACUUCCCGGAAGCGCAGAAGAGUUGAUCUGAGGGAGCGCUUCCCCCGCAUCAAGGCACCCGGGAUGGUGGUCUAUUCAGAGGAGGAGACCGAGGUGCACGAAGGACCCCCCUCUCAAUUUCCAUCUGUUUUUAAGUACGCAGAGCGGGGCUGCCACGUGACGCCGGAGAUGUGCAAAGGCCUGCCUCGCAGCACACCGGCUCCCGGGCCAAGGCCUCCGGCGAGGCGCAGGCGGAGCACGGCUUCAGGGGCAGCCAGGCCUGAUGUGCUGGAGGAUGAGUUGCUUCCCAGACAAAGUUCAGUUCCUGAGGGAAGCAUUUUUGGAAAGCUCUUCAAGCAAAGAGAAGACGUCAGACUGACCUGGCCAGAGCACCUGAGAAAGGCAGGCCCCCUCCCGCACCACGAGCCCCUGGCAAGGGCUUCUCCGCUCGGGAUCCCAGAGGGCUCCUGCUUGUCGGCCGCCUGCCCUCUGAAGCUGGGCCACACUGCUGAAACUAUCGUCAGUGCUCUCCUCAGCGAGUCCGGACUGGAGAACGAGGGGAUGGCACAAGCCGGCUGCUGUGGGAAAGCCAAGCACCACUUCCCCACCCUGGCAGAUACCUCUCCCCUGGGCACCUCCGGCUCCUCUGCGCUCAGAGGCUCAACGCUCGAGCGGCACAGCCUGCUCAGCCGCUGGGAGGGCCGGCUGAGCAGCUCCAGCGAGCAGACCGACCUGGCGGCUGGGGAAGGGGGCCUGCUGAUGCGGGAAGGGAGCAGCCUGCUGUCCAAGUGGGAGAGCAGGCAGUGCGUCUUUCGGUGCAGGAGCCCGGACCCUCACGGAGACCUGGAGCUGCUGGCUUGCGCGCACGUCCCAGACCCCUGUGAGAUCCAGCUGCUGGCCAGCCACAUUGUACUGAGCGUCAUCAAGGAACUGAUAGUCUUCCAGUCCAGAGAAGCUUUAGAUGAAAAGGCCUCCAGGAGCCCUUUGCCAGCAUGGAAGCACGAACUGAUCCAGUCGGAAUCCAGGUGGCUUCAAGAGCGGAUCUGGAGAUGCACCUACCUGCCACCUUGCAGAAAACAGUCUUCGUGCCUUGAGGUGUUCUGGGAGCCACUGACCCAAGCCGUUGUUUCCAGGGUGCUCUUAAGUGUUUCAAAUUCAAGUGCACAAGACAACAUGAGAGAGAAGAAUGGACUCUUUGACAACAGCUUCUCCAUGUUCUGCUCUGUGGAUCCUUGCUGUCCAGCACAUGGGUUGGGCAGUCCCCACAGCCCUCUGCUGAACAUCGAAGAACUGGCUUUCCGUCUUUCCGAGGUGAUCCUUGGCAUCCUCCGCGAGCAACAUGUACUGCAAGAGAGCAUGAGCAGGAAAGGCUUUCAGGGGAGAAAGACCCCGUGCAUGUAUGUCCCACUCCUGCGUCUGGCUGACUUUGAUGAUGUUUACCAUCCCCUUGUGAAGGAGGUCAGCAACCUGCUGUCCAUGGAAAUCGAGAUGAGAGGCAGGUAUGUGAGCAACGGAAGAGCUGGCGACGGUUUCUCUCAGCAGCAACGCCUUUCCUCACGUUGCGUCAGCAGGGCUUCUAGAGGUGACUGCCGAGGCUCCAGUAACACCAAAUGGAUGGCUUGCCGGUCCCCCCCGGGCCAGGUGGCCCACAGAACCAAGAAACUCAGCUGCAUUGCUUCCAACCUGGACAAUUUUAUCCGCAGCCUGAAGAGCAGAGAAUCGAAACAACUUGUCAACCAAGUCUUGCACAUCAUUCUAGACUCACUGUGGUCCGAGCAGCCCCAGAGCAGUUUUGCGGGGUCUGUCUCCCACGCCCGACCUCCGAACGCAGCCUGCUCCCAAGGUGUGGAUCUGCCGGGUAAGAGGCGCUUCUUGUGCUCAUCCGUGUGUCCACAUGCUUACAGGCUUAGCAGUAACACGAUGAGUGGUGACCUGGGGCUCUCCCCCAAAUCUGUUGUCCUCUUGGACGUUGUGAGUGAAAAACUGAUCCGGACCCUCUUGGACAAAUGCCUCUCACCAGAGCAUUUCACAGGCACCAUGGCAUUCGAUGAAUCUCCAGAGGACGAGCUGUUCUAUGAUGAGAAGAGCGGCCUUUGCAAUGAGAGCGAACUCCUCCAGGAUUCUAGGAGGGGGCAGUCCGAUGCCUCUGUCUUCACCUACGACAUUCACUAUGCCGAGGAGCCCUGGGCAGAGGCCCAGUCAGGGCUGUCUUCCUACGAGUCAGCACUGGACAGCUUAGCUCACACUCUGGUAAAGCCUGUGAUGACACAGCUGUCCCUGAGCCUCGAGGAACCAGGGCGCAUGAGGCCCAUCCCGAAAAAGGCAGCAGGGUUCAUGCAGCCAACCUCCAGGAAGGUGCACGGCCAAUCGCUUGGCAAGAAGCAUGUCCGAUACGGUAAAACUGACGGAUAUUCCUCCUUCCCACGAGGCAAGAAACAGGAAUCCAAAGGGCCCAUUCCAGGGAGGCGUCUGCCACGAAGGAGCCUGAGAGAGAGAGAGGACACAGUUCUGGAAACAGCCGUGCGACACAGAACAUUCCACUCCAGACCAGCUGCAUCCACUGGCAAAUCAACGGCCAGAAAACCUCGCUCUGUGACCUGCAGAAAGAAAACCUACCGAAGAGAGGUGGUGACCAUGAUGGGACAUGGCGACCAGCCUGGCUUUGUCACAGUUUACUCUGCACUGUUUUUGAAGGAGGUUAUUUCUCUGCUCUUGAUCAAGAUCUUUUCUCUCUGCAGUAGGCUUGGCAAAGACUCCUCGGUCAACCUUCACGAGUUGAGCACUUUGUUUGUGAAUGCCCUGGUGGAAGAAUUCCGGCAAGCUGGCAUUGGGAUCCUGCAAGCAGCUGAAGAGAAGAUGUACUUCCCGUUGGUGGACAGCCAAACUGUCGACAAAAUAACUGACUCCAUUUUGAGGGAGUUUGGUUUCCAGUUAGCUGCUGAUGGAAGCAUAGGAAGGGACAUGGAGAGCCUGGCUGAGCGGGCGGCUGAAAUCAUCUUGACAGAAAUUCUAGAUUACCAGCUGCCGCCACAUAUAUGCAGAAGAUUGCCUCAAAGUGCCUACGAAAAUGUGCAAGCAGGACCAAUCAUCCAGAGAAUUGAGCACCGUGUCUGUUUCCCUAAAGUCCCAGAGCAAAGGCAAUCUCCCCCAACCUACAUUACCAUCUUAUCUCAGAAGUAUUUGGAAAGGGUAAUAAACCAGCUGCUGGCUCAUUUCUUCCCACCCUCGGAGGACAUCUCACAGAAGCAAGAGAAGAGGGACAUGUCAGGACCUGGCUUUGAUGAGCUGUCCUCUUAUAUGAUCACAGAGGUGAUGAAGUCCAUUGCAAAACACAAAAUCUGGGUGGCCAAAAGAGAUGACCAGUGCCAGCUACAUUCAGAGAAGGAGGUUCAGGGAAUGGUUGAUUCUGUCUACAAGAAUGUGCUGACAAGGUCCGGCUCGCAGACGGCCAUACAGGAAGACAUAAAGCACCAGAAUGCAACUCUGGUUGAGCACAUCACCAGCUUCAUCAUUCAAGAAAUCACAAAGCAUCACCUUCAGACAUUUCUGUCUAAAGAUGGCACCCCUUCAGGCAGUCCUGACCCUGAAGCACUGUCCGAGAACAUAGUCAGGACGGUCCUGGAUAGCAUCAGCAAGCCCUCAGUGUCUCAGGCCAAUGUUUUCCCAGCUAAGUACUUAGAGGAAAUAGUUUCCAGAGUUCUAUCCAAGAUCUUUGGCAUUUCCGUGGACAAAAAGGAAGUAGGCAAAGAGCAAUGCGACGCUGAGCUUGGCAAGGUGGCGAAAAGGUUGGCCAGUUCAAUCAGCUUGCCAUUUGGCCAGGCAUCCAACACUGAAGCACCCAGCAGUGGGGGGCUAAGUCUGGGGGCCCCACUGGCAGAUGUCAUGGAUGAUGUGGUUGACUCUGUGUGCAAGACCAUAUCAAGAGAAAGAGAGCGUACCCCCAAAGAGGGUCUCGGUCAUGCCGGAGACAGUUCCAUUCUUGAAAAUAUCAAGAGAUUGGUUGAGAAAGGCAUCUCUGAUCAUUUUCUCCAUCCACUGUUUUCAGGAGAUUUGUCCAAUGGUUUUCCAUCACCUGCCUUCCACGAGGAUGUUGCUGAAAAUGCUAGGGCUGAGUCUGAGCAAAGCCAGGAGGCAAAGGAGGGCUGGGCACCAUUUAGCACCUUCUUGUCCACGGGGUUCCUCAGAGAUUUAAUUAGUGGGCUGCUAUCAAAAAUAUUCCCUUCCAUGCCACCCAGAGAUGCUGCGUCUCCCCUGGUGAAAAGGCUGCCAUCGGAAUCAGACCUGAACAAUCUCGCCACACAGCUGCUGGAUGAUGUCCGAAUGAAACUUUUGAAACAUGAGAUUAGAGUCACAGAAGAUGCUCACCCAGAAGAGUGUGAGUACUCAGAGGAAGAUGUUCAGAAUAUGACAGACUCGCUAUGCAGCAAGAUCAUCCAACGAUCUGGCUCCCUUGAAGCUGUCCAGAGAGACGUGAAAAGCAAGAGUACUAGUCUGAUUGACCGAAUUGCUGGCUUCCUUGUUGGAGACAUCCUCCAGAAGCAUGUUCAACCCUUUGUGUCCGCAGAAGACCCACAUGCUUGCAGCAGAGCUGCUGUGGGGGACUCGAGCGGAGGAAUGGCGAUGCAUCAGACAGAGGCUCAGCCCUUGGACUUUAGGCAAACAGGCUGGGAACAAGAGGAAGUGAUGGGUUUCAUCAGCAGAGCAAGACAGGAUUAUCCUGUGCCCACACCAUCCUCGGCUUCUCCUCCAGGCCAGUCACGCCCAUCUUCCACUCUUAUCUCAAAAACCGCUGGCUGGACAAUCCACCAUGUGAAACUUGGCGAUGGAGAGCCACAGACAACCCAGGUUGAGGAGGGAGCUGAUGUUUACUCAUCCUCCUUUUUGAAGGACAUCUUUAGUGGACUGGUCACCAAAUUGCUCUCAUCAACAACUAGUGCGUGUACACCAGAGGAAAAAAGUUCUGAGGUGGAGUCAUCUGCUAAACAUUUAGUUGAAUCCAUAUUAAAGGAGUUUGCAAAAUCUCCAGUGAAGGUCCUGCAGAUACCUGAAGGAGGACAAACUUUCCCAACUGUGGGGAAAACGGAGAUUGCAAAAAUUAUCCACGCUUCUUUGUGUAGCAUCUUGCUAGACUGGGGUUCUGGAGCUCCCAUCUGCACAGACAAAGGAAGUGACCAUACAUUAGCAGAGAGAUUGGCCCGAGCAAUAAAGAAAGAAAUUUGCAGCUACCAGAUCCAAGGGACAUCCACAGAGGCCUGUCAGAGCCCAGCUUUGAAGCCCUUUGAAUUGGGAGAAAUGGCUAAGAAAGUGUUGAUGGAGGUGAGGAAGAUCAACACUCCCUCCCAGACGGUGACCCCCUAUCCACUCCUGGUGUCUCAGAGAUUUAUACAUGAUGUUCUGGCAGUCCUCUUAGCAAGAUUUCUGCCUCUUCCCACAGCGGAUGCUGCACCUGCUGACACAGAAGACCAGUGUGCCGAAUUUGAUUUUAUUCACAUGAAACUCCUAAGCAAAGUCAUGGCAGAACUUGCUAAGGACAAGGACGCCAAGGUCCAGUACCUCGACAGGGUGCAGCCCAACCGCGUGAUCAGCCAAACCGUGGCCAACUCCAUCUAUAGCAAUCUUUUGCCAGAAUUUGGCACAACAGCCACCGUGGAGAAGUGCAUCAAAGCAGGCUGCACAGUCCUCUCCGAGAGGAUUGCUGACUUUGUGAUCAAAGAGAUUUCUGGGCAUCAGAUGCAGACAUACUUCAUGGAAGAGCUGAAUCGACAGCAAAAGGCCGAGGAGGCCGAGAGAGAACUUGAACAGCAAUACAGCCCUGGACCACUGGAAGAGGAAACCCCCUUGCAGUCCCACCUCCGAGGGCUCUCAUCCAUUUUCAUAGAGGAGGUGGCUGCUAAACUUCUCUCAAAAGUAUUCCAUGCUCUUCCACUAGAAGACAUGGAUGCUGGAACCAUUGCCUCCAUGAAAGAGGUGGCCAAGAAAAUAAUUAACUCUUUGCAAAGGCACCUUUCCAAGAACAAGUUUAGGGUUUGGCAGCAGGCUGAUACAGAAGACUUGGGUUCAGAGGACAGCCAAGCUGUCGGAGAGGUGGUUGAUUCAGUUUACACGGAUAUCGUAAAACAUUCCAGUUCAGGGACCUCUCUGUAUGAAGACAUCACUAACAAGAAUGAUGAUUUUGUGAACCAAGUGGCCUGCUUUGUGGUGAGUGAAAUUUCCAGGCGCGACUUCCAGUCACUCUCAGGCUCAGAGGAUGAGCUGUGCAGCCCUAGUGCAGUGAUACAGCUGGAAUCUGAAAGGAUUGUCAAGAAAUUUCUUAGUGACAUGGAUCUGGGGGAAGCCAAGGAUGACCUCUCCGAAGCACACAUCCCUCUGGUGCCUGUGCUUUUCUUGGAGGAGAUCCUGUCCCGGUUCCUGACCACAAUCCUCCUUGCACAAUAUGACCUGGGCAUUCAUGGGAAAAAGAGCUUGUCCACAACAAAUGUCAACGAAAUCGUUGGCCUGCUGAAGACCUCUGUGGAGAAAGAAAUGUCUAAGAACAAAAUUGGCCUUGUAGCUUCCAAUGAUAAGCCGAUCCUGGAUCCAGAGUAUGAAGAGACAGUCAACCAGGUUGUGCACUCAGUCAUCAGCAAUGUCCUGGAGAAAUCCGGCUCCCAAAAGGAACUCUACAAUGACAUGACCACUCGCCAAGUGAUAUUCCCUGAGCAAGUGGCCAGCAUCAUCAUCAAUGAGAUCUCCAGCUGCACCGUAGGCAAACCCCUGGGAGAAAACUUGGAAAACGAGACCUUCAGUGCGCUGGAGCUGGACCGCAUAGUCAGCAAGGUCCUUGCUCGGGUCAGCUCUCACAUGGAGGUUGAGGAAGACGAGGCUGUGCUCGAGCUCUCGAGUCCCCCAGAGACACAAGAGGAAUCUACUCUGGAUGGCCUGCCGCAGACGGGAGAUGUGCCAAUAAAAAUUGUCCCCUACAUCAGGAAUAAGCCCUUAGAGAUCAACCCAGAUAUCAUUGCAGAUCAUCUGGCCGUGCUCUCCAUCAAAACAGAGCCACUGGAAAAGCUGAAGAAGGCUUGCCUGUCAAAGACAGGCAUGAGCCUGACCGAACUGAGGCGGGCGUCCGCUUCAGGGAAGAGUCUCUCCAGUGAACUGCCCAUUGAGGAAGACCACAAAAAGAAGGAGCGGCGACCAUCCCUGGACAUGGCCGGGCGCCUCGGUGUGAAGCCAAAGGAGCUGCUGUCGGCAUGCAUCUCUCCCGGGACACGGAGGAGACCUCGGGGCAGUUCGAGAUCAUGUCUGUCUAUCAGGACAAGAAAAUCAAGGAGACUCUCCCAGAACACGGUCCAGGGCGUUUGUGCCUGCUGUGGGAAACCGGUCCAGAACGCAGAAGAGCUGGGGUUCAGGCUACGCACAGCAAAAUCUAUGCUCGAGGCCCCGGCCUCCUCGGCAGGGGGCUGGCCCCUCCGGCAGCGCAGAGCUGGAGUGGCCGGGCUCCUUCGCAGCUGUUGCUGUGGCAGAAUGGCUCGCCUUGAGGGGAGCCUGCCAAGGCCGUCUCUGCUCCCGGGAGGGGCGCACCCGAGCGGCGACUCGCAGAGGGACACAACAGGUGCAGGCGGCGGCGCUGGGCUCUUCCGCUCCAGAAAGGGGGCCCUUCCCCAGGCUUCCCGCAAGGCCGGUCCAACAGCCCUUCUCCCGCUAUCUCGGGGCCGGGACCCGGACGCAAAGGCGGCCGUCCGCUGCCCUCCGUGGAUGCAGGGCCCCCGUCUGUGGACGUGCUGCAAGGACCAAGGAGAAAACCACGGCAAGGUGGUUGCGACCACCAGCUCGGAGGCCCACGUGCCCCCCCGGCAGCGCCCGUCUGUGGUCCAAAAAGUCUCCAGUGCCUUGUCCAGGGUCUUCUCUCGCACUUCAACGAGCCACCUGCCUGCAGGCCAGGAGAAGACUGCAGGGGAGCGCGCCUGA